Coccinella septempunctata (seven-spotted ladybird) is the source of this 1636-nucleotide messenger RNA. It is a transcript of the gene snRNP-U1-70K, whose product is annotated as U1 small nuclear ribonucleoprotein 70 kDa. Lineage: Eukaryota; Metazoa; Arthropoda; Insecta; Coleoptera; Coccinellidae. The transcript is spliced from 8 exons. The record is from RefSeq and is a predicted model, not a curated record. Bases 164 to 1342 code for a protein of 392 amino acids. Gene Ontology annotation, molecular function: mRNA binding; U1 snRNA binding. Gene Ontology annotation, biological process: mRNA splicing, via spliceosome. Gene Ontology annotation, cellular component: U1 snRNP; precatalytic spliceosome; U2-type prespliceosome.
UUCUUUGGCUAGCUGUUGGCUUGACUUGAGUGACCAUAAUGGUUGCUGCGAGUAGUUGAUAUGAAAAAAAUUUCUGUUUUAUAAUUAAGGUUCAAGCAAUAUGAAGUUUUGAUGUAAUCAGAAAUCUUUUAUUGGAUAAUUCGUUAUUUAUAAAAUAUUUAUAAUGACUCAGUAUUUGCCACCAAACUUAUUAGCCUUGUUUGCUCCACGAGAUCCCAUUCCUUAUAUUCCUCCCGCAGCCAAAUUACCACAUGAGAAGAAAAACAGGGGAUAUUUAGGCGUCGGACAGUUUCUCAAUUUAUUCGAGGAUCCCAAAGAUACACCACCGCCAACCAGAGUUGAGACCAGAGAAGAAAGAUUAGAAAGACGAAGGCGUGAAAGAGCUGAACAGGUUGCUUAUAAAUUAGAGCAAGAAAUUGCUGUUUGGGAUCCAAAUAAUGUACAAAAUUCAACAGCUGAUCCCUUCAAAACCCUUUUCAUAGCAAGAAUAAACUAUGAUACCUCAGAAUCCAAACUACGAAGGGAGUUUGAAGUUUAUGGACCAAUCAAGAAGAUAUUCCUUAUCCAUAACAGUGUCAAUGGGAAACCUAGAGGGUAUGCUUUUAUCGAAUACGAACAUGAACGAGAUAUGCAUUCUGCUUAUAAACAUGCAGACGGUAAGAAAAUAGAUGGUCGUAGGGUUUUAGUGGAUGUUGAAAGGGCUAGGACAGUAAAAGGAUGGUUGCCCAGGAGAUUAGGUGGCGGACUCGGAGGAACAAGACGUGGAGGUCCCGAUGUAAACAUCAAACAUUCUGGACGUGAAGACAACGAGCGUGAAAGGGAAAGGUAUAGGCUUGAAAGAGAGAGGGAGGAAAGGGGUGUGAGGGAGAGAGAUCGGGAAAGAAUAUCCUCGUUUGACAGAAGGCGGUCUCGCUCCAGAGAAAGGAGGAGGAGAAGUAGAUCCCGUUCGCCCAGAAGAGAAAAGAGAAGACGCAGCAAAGAGCGCGUAAGAGAAGAAUUCGAUGAGAGUUUCGAGAGACCUAGAGAAAAAGAACGUGAAAGGGAUCGUGACCGCGAGAGGAAAAGAAGAAGGUCUAAGUCUAGAGAUAAGGAUCGCGACAGGAAACGUGACAGGAGGGAGAAACGCGAAAGAGACAGGGGAGAGAGGUUAGAAUACAUAAAAACCGAUGAUGGAGGUGAAAUAAAGGUCAAGGAAGAACCUAUUGAUGACUACCCUGAGUACCCCACAUAUGAUCAUCAGGUACAAGUGAAAUAUGAAGAAGAUGAAGAAAAGUAUCAUCCAGAUAAUGCAAAUGGAAGUCGUCAGUAUGACGAUGAAUAUGAAGAAGGUGAAGCAUAUUAAUAAUUUAUGUAAGGCUUUAUAUUUUUUAGAAACUUACUUCCUUUAAAUUAAAACUUUCAUGAUCAGUUAUGAAAGCAAUUGGGAUUUCGGAUUGAUGUGAAUUGAUGAGUUUGUUUAUAUUUCACCAUUAAGAACUUUCAUAACUGAGAUUACUUUUAGGAGUGAACUCAUUUGUCUUAGAUCUAAAAUCGAUUUAUUAAUUGAAGAAAUAACAUUUCUAUGUAUCUUAGGUAUAUUUAUGUAGAAAUUAUAUUAGUCCACCAAUUUACUAAAUAAAUAUGAUGAAUUACUCUC